AUGUAAAACCCUUUAUAGAUGACUCGUAAAUUCAAUAGAGCUAAUGACAAUUCUAUCUAAGAUAUAACACAUAAAAAAAUAUAUGAACCUAUUGAAUUAGAAUUAAAUAAAGAAUAUGGGUUAAGAUAUGUAAAAAAUGAUUAUGAAAACAAUUUUGAGAAAGAGGAGGGGUUUGAUAAAAGAGAAAUAUUAAAUUUAUAACCAAUAGACAUAUUUAAAAUGAAUCCUAAUUAAAAUUAAACAUAGGUAAUUGAUUAAUAAGGAUAAAAUCAAAAUUAAACUUAGAAUUUAUAGAAUUAGUCAUAAUCAGAAUAACACUAAGGAUUAUUAAGUGCUAUAAUAAAUAAUUGUUAAUAACCAAAAAUAGAUAAUAUAACUGAAAAAGAUAUCUUUGAAUAAAAUAGAAUAAAAGUUAUGAUCUGUAUCACAAUGUAUUCUGAAAAAUAUUCAGAAUUAGAAAAAUCUUUAAGUGGAGUUGGAAAGGAUAUAGAAUCUUUCUUAAAAAUGUAUUAAUAAUAUUUGAAUUUAGUGGGAUAGCACCACAUUAAAUAGCAGUAACAGUAAUUUUUGAUGGAAUAGUUAAUAUUUGUCAUAAACCAGGAGCUUAUAGAGAUAAUAUUAUUCGUAUUUAUUUAAUUUUUUAUAAAUUAGCUUACUUCGAAAGUGAAAUUGAUAAAAAAUAUGGGUUUCAAAGAGAAUAGACUCUAGCUUAUUAAUAUAAUAAAUAUUAAGAAUAAUUGAAACGAUUUUAGGAUUAUAAUCCAGAUAAUAUUAAGUAUCUAAGAGCUAAUACAGAUCAAUUAUUAAAAAAGUAUAAGAAACAUAGAGAUGCUUUAAAAAAGACAAUGGAAAGAUUAAAAGGAGAAAAAUAUAAUUUGAUUGAGUAAGAUGAAUAUAUAGAAUAAAAUAUUGUUGAUGCUAUGGAGAAUCAGUAUUAAAUAGCAAAAAAAUAUUUAGAAAAUAGAAAAAAUACUGCUUGGGUUUAUUAAGAUGGUUUAAUAGAUAAUUAAUCAAAUGGGAUACUUCCAAUAUUUUAUACAUUUAAAUUUACUAAUGGUUCUAAAUUAUCAUCUCAUAUGUGGUUUUUUAAGGGUUUUUGUUAAUUGUUACAACCAAAAUAUUGUGUAUUAAUGGAUGUUGGUGCUAAUCCUUAAAAAGAUGCAAUUUUUUAAUUAAUAAUGGCUAUGGAAUAGAAUCCAAAGUUAGGAGGAGUAUGUGGAACAAUGAGAGUUUAAAUUGAAGAAGAUGAUAAAGAUGAUGUUGAAUUAGAUAUAGUGACAAAUAUUUUAGUAAAUAAAGUGUUUUCAAUUUAAAAAUGUUAAUCUUGUGAAUAUGACAUUGCACAUUUACUAGAUAAAUAAGCAGAAUCAGCACUUGAUUUUAUUCAUGUAUUGCCUGGUGCAUUUUCUGCAUAUAGAUAUAAAGCAUUUUUUGUGAAUUAUAAAGAUGAUAGAAACUAGUAACGAUGUAAUUAAGAGAAUUAAAAUAUCUUAAUACCAUAAUAAGAGGAGGGGAUUUUGGAUAAAUAUUUGAGAUAAGUGUUGGAUUAAAAUUAUGAACAUUAAACAUUAUAAGAAGCAAAUAUGUUUUUAGCUGAAGAUAGAGUUUUAUGUAAAUUAUUAUUUUGUAAUGGAUAUCAUUUGAGAUAUAUACCUAAUGCUUUAGUUUAUGUUGAUCCAUGUACUUCAUUAAAAUAAUUAAUUUAAUAAAGAAGAAGAUGGAUUAAUGGAUCAUGGCAUGCUUUAUCAUAUAUAUCUGAUAAUUACGAUUAAGAUUUAAAAACUAGUAAACAUUCAUGGUGGGAUAAAUAAAAAUUUAUAUUAUCUAUUACUUAAGCUAAGAUUUAAUAACUUAUGAUAUAUUUUAUGGAAUCAUUUUAAAUUCUAUGGCUUUAUAUGAUUAUGUAUGCUAUAGUAGAUACAGGAGAUCUUGGAUUAAAUAAUUUUAUUAUUUCAACAGUUAUUGCUUUUUAUGUAUUUUUGGUGUUUAUGGUUAUAUAUUUGUCUAUUAAUUAUGAUCCUGCAUUACUUAAAGAAUUGGGAAAAUAAGAAAAAGAGAAAGAAAAAAUAGAAACAGAUUAUUACUUUUCUAGACUCUUUUUUGUAUCAACAUGUUUAGGAUUCAUAAGUCUUGGUACAGUAGUAUAUACAAUCUAUUUGUUAAUUACAGAAAUAUUCUUUAAUUAUGGAUUUAAUGAUAUAGUAGAAAAACCUCAAGUUCCAUAGAGCUAUUAUUUAGUUCUUGUUGUUAUAUCAAUAGGAUCUAUUAUAUUACCAAUAUUAUCAUCAUUAUUUUAAUUACCAUAGAAUAUAUUUAAUGCAGCUUUAACUAUGAUCCCAUAUUUUUAUUAUCAACCAACUUAUAUGCAUUUAUUUGUAAUCUAUUCUUUUUGCAGAAUAGAUGAUUUAUCAUGGGGAACAAAAGGAUUGACAAAUACAGGAUCUAGUUCUGUUAAUUCAGAUAAAGCAUAUUAAAAAUUUAAAUUUUUAUUAACAUGGUUAGUACUUAAUACAUUAGUUACUGCAGUUCUAUUAAUAUUAUUUUAGAUAUAAAUAUAUUUACUUCCCUAAGGUUUAAUAUUAUUUAUAUCAGUUAUUUUAACAAUACUUACUAUUUUAAAAGGAUUUUUAGCUUUAUGGUAUAGGAUUAAAUAUUGUUCUAUUUAAAGUUAGAUUGAAUAAUAUAUAAAUUCAAUUAAUAAGGGCAUAAAUGUUGUAAAUAAAGAAUAGAGAAAUAAGAUUACGCAAUAAAUUAAAGAAAACAACAAUAUAUUGUAAUUAUAAAUAGAUAAUGCAUUGUAAAAUAGUUAUUUAAGAGCAUCAGCAUUUACUGCAUAUUUGGAGUCCUUCUUCAAAAGUAAUAAUUGA
Messenger RNA from Paramecium pentaurelia, 2867 nucleotides. The record is from the annotation of a GenBank genome assembly. Lineage: Eukaryota; Ciliophora; Oligohymenophorea; Peniculida; Parameciidae.